GGACCCGCAUUGUGAGCGCUGGGAAGCCAGCUCUUCGCCAGGCGCUGCGGAGCAGGCGGACUUGUGGAAAUGUGCUUGUUGUCCGGGCCGGCCUCAACCUCCGUGACUGCUCCCGACUUCUGGUCCCUCGAAGAGCCGCUAGGAGGCCGGGGUGUCGCCCUCGGUCCCUGGGGUUCGAUUCUGGUCCUAUCAUUCCUCCGAAUCCCGUGGCCUGUCAGUCGCUCUUAGUUGCAAAGCUUGUGGGAGAAAAGCGAGAACCCAGCCGCGCGCUAUGGAGAGAGAGCCGGAUCCUGAGCCUAAGAGGAAGCCCGCACCCUCGGGGUCUUCGCGUUUCGUGUGGCUCAUCCUGCAGAUUUGUGGGAAGAGGGGGCACGAGUAGGGGUAACAGACAGGCUGGAACGGAGCCCGUGAGGGUGAGACGAUUCCCUUUAAAGUGAUUCGCGUUGGAAAUUAGAGUAAUAGGGGAAAGAAAAGGUUACUCAGUUAUAACACUUUAUCCCCUUAUAAAAAAAUCAAUUGGACCGGGGACACCCGCAUUCAAAAUCUACGUGACAGGAGGACUUCGAUUCUUUCUCCCCACGUGAUGCAACUUUAGCGUGCAAAAAUUGGAGACGGUCGUAAGGUAUGUGCCCUGUAUGAAGAACCGAAGCCAGGCGCCUACGUGCAGCUUCUUUCAGCACUCAACACUGGACUGCAGCGUGGGGAAAAGUUGUCACGACGUACUUAAGGGGACUCAGGUGCCCCGCGCUCACACGCUGGCGCAGAAAACCUCGCGAGAAGUCGCGGGAGUACGUCCAAGACUGAGGUUUGCCCCCGAUGCCGGAAGCGCGCAGAUCCUCCCGGAAGUAGUGCUUGCUCGGUACACGUGGGCCGCAGAAUGGCGGCUCACCGCUCGGGCCCGCUGAAGCCGCACAAUAAAGCUCAUAAAGGCGGGCGACACCACGGUGGUGGGUCCGCACAACAGGGCGGCAAAGGCCGCGUAGCACCGAAGGUCCUGUGCAAGAAGCUGAAGAAGCAGCUCAGCCGGGUCGACCAGAGGCAUCGCGCCAGUCAGCUCCGGAGGCAGAAAAGGGAGGCGGUUCUGGCAGAGAAGAGGCAGCUGGGCAGCAAGGAUGGACCUCCCCAUCAGGUGCUCGUGGUGCCUCUGCACGGUAGGAUUUCCCUGCCAGAGGCAUUUAGACUGCUUCAGAAUGAAGACUUGGGGACAGUGUACUUGAACCAGCGUGGAAGCACCCAGAGUUUUAUGCUUCUUUGCCCUGGCUUGAAACAUCGGUGGUUUUUCACAUAUGCAAGACCAGGGGAUCUGCACACUGUAUUAGACAUGGCUAAAGUUGCUGAUACCAUCCUUUUCCUCUUGGAUCCACUAGAAGGCUGGGACGACACUGGGGAUCACUGUCUAUCUUGCCUCUUUGCUCAGGGCCUUCCCACCUAUACACUAGCUGUCCAGGGGCUUUCUAGCCUCCCACCAAAGAAACAAAUAGAUGCCAGAAAGAAGCUAAGUAAAGCAGUGGAGAAACGCUUUCCCGAGGACAAACUUCUGUUGCUGGACACCCAACAGGAGGCAGGAAUGCUGCUUAGACAGUUGGCUAACCAGAAGCAACGGCAUCUUGCUUUUCGAGAUCGGAGAGCUUACUUGUUUGCCCAUGUUGCUGACUUCGUGCCUAGUGAGGAGAGUAACUUAGUGGGCACCUUGAAAAUCUCAGGCUAUGUUCGUGGGAGGACUCUGAAUGUAAAUAGUUUGCUGCAUAUUGUUGGACAUGGUGAUUUUCAAAUGAAUCAGAUAGAUGCACCCGUGGACCCUUUCCCUUUAAAUCCUAGAGUCAUUAAAUGCCAGAAGAAACAAAGCACGGCAAUGGAGAUUUGUGCAACAGAUGCUGUAGCUGACAUGGAAGAAGACCUUAGGGUUCUGAUGAAGGCAGACCCUGACCAACAGGAGUCCUUACAAGCAGAGGUUGUUCCAGAUCCGAUGGAAGGGGAGCAAACCUGGCCCACCGAGGAGGAACUGGAUGAGGCAAAUGACGUAUUGAAGCAGCGUUCUAGAGUGGUAAAGAAGGUUCCUAAAGGCACAUCCAAUUACCAAGCUGAGUGGAUUUUGGAUGAAGGAGAUGAAAGUGGUGAUGAAGGCGAUGAGUAUGAUGAUAUCCAACAUGAAGGUUUUAUGGAGGAGGAGUCUCAGGAUGAGAGUGGUGAGGAGGAGGAAGAGGAAUGUGAAACUAUGACUCUAGGGGAGUCUGUGCAUGAUGAUCUCUAUGAUGAGAAAAUAGACGAAGAGGCUGAGGAGAGAAUGUUGGAGAAAUACAAACAAGAAAGACUGGAAGAGAUGUUUCCAGAUGAAAUGGAUACCCCACGUGAUGUGGCUGCUAGAAUCCGAUUUCAGAAAUAUAGAGGCCUCAAGAGCUUCAGGACAUCUCCUUGGGACCCUAAGGAAAACCUUCCUCGAGAUUAUGCUCGGAUCUACCAGUUUCAGAAUUUUAUUAAUACUAGAAAAAGAAUCUUUAAAGAGAUUGAGGAAAAAGAAGCUGAGGGAGCCGAGGUUGGCUGGUAUGUCACACUUCAUGUAUCUGAUGUCCCUGUCUCAGUGGUUGAAUAUUUCAGGCAAGGAGCGCCCUUGAUUGCAUUUUCUUUACUACCUUAUGAACAGAAGAUGUCUGUAUUGAAUAUGGUGGUGAGUCGGAACCCUGGCAACACAGAACCUGUGAAGGCCAAAGAAGAACUGAUCUUCCACUGUGGAUUCAGGCGCUUCCGAGCCUCACCCUUAUUCUCUCAGCACACAGCAGCUGAUAAACAUAAAUUUCAGAGAUUCCUGACUGCUGAUGCGGCUUUAGUGGUGACAGUGUUUGCGCCAAUCACUUUUCCUCCUGCAUCUGUGCUACUUUUCAAGCAGAGAAGUAAUGGAAUGCACAGCCUCAUUGCUACAGGCCAUCUGUUGUCAGUGGAUCCAGACAGGAUGGUCAUCAAGAGAGUUGUUCUGAGUGGUCAUCCUUUCAAAAUUUUUACUAAGAUGGCAGUAGUACGUUACAUGUUUUUCAACAGAGAGGAUGUGAUGUGGUUUAAGCCUGUGGAACUGAGAACCAAGUGGGGCCGCAGGGGACACAUCAAAGAGCCUCUAGGUAAGAGUCUGGGAUUCCCCAGUGUUACAAAGGAACUAUUGGACUGUAAAGUUCACUACAUGUCUUACUGUGACCAACUUUCUGUUUUCCUUCUAGGUACUCAUGGCCAUAUGAAAUGCAGUUUUGAUGGGAAGCUAAAAUCUCAGGAUACAGUAUUAAUGAAUCUCUAUAAGCGAGUUUUCCCCAAAUGGACUUAUGAUCCAUAUGUACCAGAACCAGAACCGUGGGUGAAAAGUGAGAUCUCAACAGUGUCUGAAGUGGACAUGGAAUAAUGGAUUCAUGGGCUCUGUCUACUGCAGGACUCCAGUGGGAGGGAGUGUGGUAGUGACGAGGCAGUUCGUGCUUUCCAUUUCAGCUGUCCAUGCCUGUACUGAGUGUGGGGGUUUACACUACUACUUGGUCUCCAAACUAUAACUUACUGGAAUGCUCUUUUCCAUUAGUAUUUUGAAAACAAUUUUAAAAGGAAAGAUGGAAAACAUUUUCAUCUAGAGACAUCUUUUCAUGAAUUUAAACAGAAAUAGUUUGGUAAGGAGCUGGCCUUUCAUCCUGCUUCACCCAGUUUAGGGAGGUUAAGUCUACAUUCCCACCACUGAGUAUAAUACAGAUGUUCUUUACUUCUGGACAGACUGUUUGGAAAUGCUGAGACAGCACUGCAGCCAAUCCAACACCAGCAGUAGGCUCAAUGAGCAGUUUCAUUCUCUCCCACACCAGCUGGGUUGCAUACUGUUGGUAUAGAAAGGAGUAAGAAUUAAUGAAACAGAACUGGAGUGUUCUAUUUAACCUACUGUUAAAUUCUGAACAUCAAAUGAAAUAGAUGUUUGGGUUUGUUAGGAUAAGUAUGUGCUUGGUAAUAAAAGUAUGCAUAUACAACUCAGCCUAUCUCUGCUAUUGUCAGAGUUCCCAUGUGUCAUAGGGCCACCUGGCUAAGUUCAUCACCUGUUCAUACUAAGACUGUUUUUCCUCAUCCCAGUCUUACCUUGAUUUCAUCCUCUGUGACGGUGAAGACAUCAUCCACAAGGUCCCUUAUGAUAGGCCAGGUAUUUAAGCCAAUGCUUGAUCUGACACCGUCUGCUAUGGUUUCUGGAGGAUGAAGAUUUGGAGUCAGUUCUCCUUUCAUUUUAGACUGGUAGCAGUCAUCUGCAUUCAGGGGUUCAGCAGCAUAUACCUUCACACUGGGUUUCAGGGCCUGGGAAGAGAAACAGACAGCAUAGUGGCACAAUGGGUAACACAGAAGGGUCUUUCCUUUGAUACUGAAAUGGAAAUAUGACUGAAAGCACUUUAAUAAACGUAUCUGAUAAAUGA
Molecule: messenger RNA, 4412 nt
Organism: Mesocricetus auratus (golden hamster)
Lineage: Eukaryota; Metazoa; Chordata; Mammalia; Rodentia; Cricetidae
Gene: Tsr1
Product: TSR1 ribosome maturation factor
Exons: 14
Coding region: 878-3382 (834 amino acids)
Biological process (GO): endonucleolytic cleavage of tricistronic rRNA transcript (SSU-rRNA, 5.8S rRNA, LSU-rRNA); ribosome biogenesis; maturation of SSU-rRNA from tricistronic rRNA transcript (SSU-rRNA, 5.8S rRNA, LSU-rRNA)
Cellular component (GO): nucleus; preribosome, small subunit precursor
Molecular function (GO): U3 snoRNA binding; GTPase activity; GTP binding
Source: RefSeq, a predicted model, not a curated record